AUGUAUAAGUUGGAGGAUGACAAAAGUGCAAUAAAUAUGAUGCACAUUGCGAAACACUAUGGCCAGGUUCAUAUGUUUGUUGUCCAUGGUAUAUCUGAAGCAGAAGUUGUGGAAAACGACUUAGAGGAUGAACAGGGUUUGCUUUGUGGGGCUGAGUUAGAGAGUGGGGAGGGCAGUCACAUAAAUGCGGAGGUACAAGAGGUUGAGAAGGAGGUACAAGAGGUUGAGAAGGAGGUACAACAGGUUGAGGAGGAGGUCCAAAAGGAGGUUGAAAAGGAGGUUGAAAAUGAGGUUGAGGAGGAGGUUAAUGAGGAGGUUCAUGAGGAGGUUCAUGAGGAGGUUCGUCGGGAAGUUCAUGAGAAGGUUAAUAUGGAGGUUGAGGAGGAGGUUCAUGAGGUUCAGGUUGAAGUGCAGAUGGGGGGUGAUGGUUUAAGUGAUUGUGAGGUGCAAUCUCACGUCAGGGGUGAGGAAGGAGUUCAAGAAGAGGAUGAGGGACUUGUUGAUGUCCAGAUCAGUUUGGACCAUGGUGAUCAUAAUUUGUAUGAAGGGAGUGUGGAGGUGAAUAAUGAGCAAGAGUCUGACCAGGUGGAAGAUAUUGAAAAAGAGAAUGAAAGUGAAGAAGAGGAAUACAGUGACAGUGAGGAAGAUGGUAGUUAUGUAAUUUCGGAUAGAGAAACAACAGGAGAUGAAUGGCAAUCAGAUGACUUCCUUAGUCUUAAUGAAAGUGAUGAUGAAGGAUGUGUUGAUGAAAGUUCAGGUGAUGAAGGGGGGACCUGUGGUCCUUUUGGCACAUUUGUCAUGCCAAAUUCGAUGGCUGACUAUAGGUGGGAUGUGGGAACAAAUUUCAUAGAUAAGGAACAUUUCCAACAAGCAAUAAUAACUUAUGCAGUUCAUUCUGGUAGAAACAUAAGAUGGGUUAAAAAUGAUAAACAAAGAGUGAGGGUGAAAUGUAUGGGGGCACAAGGAAAAUGUGAAUGGUCCGCAUAUGCUGCAUAUAUUCCAUUACGCAAGACAUGGCAACUAAGAAAAGUGGUUGAUAGGCAUAACUGUUCUAGGGAGUUUAAACUUAAGAUUAUGAGUGCAAAAUGGCUGAGUAAGAAGGUAGAGAAGUCUUUGAUUGAUAAUCCAAAAUUCAAGAUUAAGGAUGUGCGAGAAAAAGGGUUGAGGAAGUGGAAUACAAGUAUUUCAGUGGCCAUGGCUCGUAGGGCAAAAUCCUUAGCUUCAGACCAAGUGGAAGGGUCAUUCAAAGAACAAUUUCGAAGAAUACAUGAUUAUGCUUAUGAAAUUCUGAGAUGCAAUCCAGGGAGCACAGUCAAAGUUAAAGUGGAUGAAAGACAAGGUGAGUCUGUUUUUGGUAGGUUUUACACAUGUUUCAAAGCAUGUAAAGAUGCUUUUGUGCUUUGUCGCCCCUUUAUUGGGUUGGAUGGUUGCUUCCUCAAAGGGAAAUAUGGGGGCGAGUUGCUAACUGCAGUGGCCAGGGAUGCUAACGACCAAAUGCUUCCUCUAGCAUACGCAAUUGUGGAGGUAGAGAAAAAAGAGACUUGGAAAUGGUUUUUGGAAAUCCUAGUGGAUGAUCUAGGACGACCUGAAGUCUGUUGGGCAUGUACAUUUAUGUUAGAUCAACAAAAGGGUCUGUUGCCUGCAAUUCAGGAGUUAUUACCUGGUGCAGAGCAACGAUUCUGUAUGAGGCAUUUGUACUCUAAUUUCAGAAAACGGUUUGGUGGCCAGAAGUUGAAAAACCUAAUGUGGAAGGCAGCAACUGUGACACACCCUGUGGCCUGGGAAAGGGUAAUGAGAGAUAUAAAAAAAGAAAAUGAAGAUGCUUUCAAGUACCUCAUUGCUAUACCACCUAGAUCAAGAUUCACUAGGAAUGUUGUCACUGACACAGUAGUAAAUAACAUGACAGAGGCAUUUAACAGUGUGCUUGUUGAUGCUAGAUGCAAGCCUGUUAUCUCAAUGUUGGAAGACAUACGAAUAUACAUGAUGAAGAGGUGUUGUGCUGGGGGGAAAGUAUUUGAAGUUGCACACCUAUCAGUGUUAGGUGACAAGUAUGUUGUCAACCUAGACACCCAAGAUUGCAGCUGCAGGAAGUGGAUGAUAACUGGCAUCCCGUGCUGCCAUGCACUUGCUGCCAUUAGGUUCUUGAACUUGAAUGCAGCAGAUUAUAUCCCCCUAUGUUUCAGGAAAUCAACUUUUGAAGAGAUGUAUAAUUCCAUUAUCUACCCUAUCAAUGGACAAAACAUGUGGCCCACCACUGAUUUCCCAGAUGUCAUGCCUCCACAUAAAAGGAUUAUGCCUGGCGACCCAAGAAAAAGAGAAGGCUGGAACAAUGGGAGUUGA
Vigna unguiculata (cowpea) is the source of this 2340-nucleotide messenger RNA. Lineage: Eukaryota; Viridiplantae; Streptophyta; Magnoliopsida; Fabales; Fabaceae. The record is from RefSeq and is a predicted model, not a curated record.